UGACUCUGAGCACGAACGACCGUCUUUCAACAACGAGCAAGAACCCGAAUGCCAACACCAGCUCUUCAAGAGACAUACAUGGACUCCAUUCUUCACGACAGAUACCCAAAACAACAGGCGCAUCCUCCUUGGAAUACACUUCAAGAGAGGAUAGGUCCAAGCCACAAUCCUCGCGAGCCACAAAGCAUAAAGUGAAAGAAGAAGGAAAUGGACAAGUGGAGGAGGUGGCGAAAGCCAAGGACGCGUACGCUGCCCUCUGCGCGGUCGGCAUGCCGGAAGAGGUGACUAGGGAAGCUUUCAUCAGGCUCUACCUGUCGUCCGAUUGCACUUCUCUCUCUGGUGGAAAGGGAAAAGAGCGCGAGAAGCAGACAGAUUACCCGCACCGGAAUGAGAAGGGCAAAAGCAGUCAAGUUGCAUCACACGAGAAAGACACGACAAACAGCAUACCAUGGAAUGCUCUUAUCGACACCCUCGCCGCCCAGCUCGUCGGUCGAUCCGAGGUAGCCCGCGUGCGUUGCAUUCUUCAGUCCUCAGAAGGCGAUGGACCGCACAAACACCUAUCCAACCGGCUUGCGAGCGCGCACCGCAUCCUGAACGCGACGAGGCGCGAAUGGGAAGUUGAACGUGCCAGCUUGGAUGCACUAGGGAAGCAGCUGCAAUCGCUAAGAGCACAAGUAGCUGAGCGGAGGCGUGUGCUGCUCCUGCUCGGAGUGCUGGAAAAGCAGGAGUUGGCACGCCUUGCGCGCUUAGGAGACGGUGCAAGUGACUCGGGGAGGCGAGGUUUAGGAAACCUAAUUCAGGAGCUGCAGCGAGAGUCAGUACUUCGGAUUCAAGAAGUGGGAGGUGUGCUUGGGGAGAUAUCCAAGGUAAAUAUGGCGCCUAUGCCUGCUCAACCACCAAGGAAGACGCCCAUCGUGGCGGGCGGUGCAUACAGGCAUACCAGAGACGCGCUUGCCGGAUUCCAUGCUUUGAACAUCCGUCUUCAAGCCGCCCAUGAGGAUGUCCCAAAGGGAGAACCAAUCACGCCUACGCAAGCGGAAUUGGACGAGCGCCUCUCCAGUGCCCUUCACAGACUAGGCGUGGCCGGGGUGGAGCUGCCGAGGAUGAGGACAAAUUUCCAAGCCCUUGCACGGCUCCGCGUAUCUCGCCACCUCCAAUUCCCCUCGGGCCAUUCAAAUUACACCCUCGAAGAACUCGAAACGUCCCUCAACACCCACCUGGAUACCCUCCAAACCAAGCGACGCGCCGUAGAAUCAAAAAUCGCACGUGUCGUCGGCCUUGGCUGGGUAGCAGAAGGGUGCGUCGACGCCCUCGCAACAUUUCGGUUCGAGACGGCGCCAGCGCUCCGGACGCUGCUCAGUGAGGAAGCAAGGAGGAUCGAGGGGCACGUCGAUCUGAGGCUGAAGGCGAUCAUUUCGAGCUCAAAUUCGGACUCUCCGCCUGAAGGCCAAGGGAAGCUAGACGAGGACUUUGCGCGUAACGUCAGGUUCAUGUUCGGCACGACGCGCGUGGGCGUGUGUGAAGAGGUCGUGGAACUGCUUCACGACGCGUCGAUGAGAGAAAAGAUGUGCAAAGGGUUGGCAGCGGUUGGAUCUGGAUCUGGGAUCGAAGACAAGGGGGGAAUAGAAGUUGGGGUGGGUGAUGAGAGGAACGCAAAGCUCUUGGAGAGAAAGGCGCGCAAGGCGGAACACGGAUUCGCCAUCGCCGGCGAGGCAAUAGCAUCGACGUUCGUGUAUUAUACCCUCCAUUUAUAAU
Messenger RNA from Cyclocybe aegerita, 1755 nucleotides. Lineage: Eukaryota; Fungi; Basidiomycota; Agaricomycetes; Agaricales; Hemipholiotaceae. The record is from the annotation of a GenBank genome assembly.